Molecule: messenger RNA, 2150 nt
Organism: Mytilus trossulus (common blue mussel)
Lineage: Eukaryota; Metazoa; Mollusca; Bivalvia; Mytilida; Mytilidae
Exons: 10
Coding region: 34-1296 (420 amino acids)
Source: RefSeq, a predicted model, not a curated record
CAAACCUGUAACUGAAAAAGAUGUUAUUUGAAGAUGGGCAGUUCUUGCAGCAGUUCUGUCGGUAAUGAUGUACAACAGACAACCAGUCCUCCUAUUUCCUCAUUGAAAAAUUCUACUGCAGAAAACAGGAUUAGUACCUGGUUUGACAUCCACACCAUUACCAAAAAACUGAGUUUAAAAAGGCGGAAGUACAACAUACAACUAAGGGGAUCUAUUUAUAGCUCGGAUGAUGGCGAUUUUAUAACGAGUCCCAUAGCUAUUUUGAAAAUUAACAUAGAUGUAACAAAGAACUCGAGCUCGUCGUAUAGUAAAAUCUCACCAAUCAAAAAGAGUCAUGGUGUUCUUAAAGAUCCAUCUGUUGACUGGGGAGAGCUGCGCAUCCAAAAACAAGUACCGAGAAGCCUGCCACCAAUAUUACAAACAGGGGUAACAACUAUAUAUGGCAUUCUUGAAGAAGACAGCCCAUUAUUAGCAAAUGUGACAUUAACAGGCACAGUAGACAAAAAUGAGUUCGAGAUUAGCGCCUCUAUCGACAAUGAUUCCAUUAUAUCUGAAGAUGACGAAUAUGAACUACGUAAAUAUAUACAGAAAACGGAAGAAAAGGAGGAAAGACAAAAAAGUAAAACAGAAAAAAAAUCUCUCAUUAAACAGUCGAAUGUGGAUGCUGGAUAUGAUAGCUGUCCAGAGACAGGCAGUCAAAGAAUUUCACUUGCUUCUGUAAAGAAUGCAUUUACUGUAAAAGCACAAAAUACUCGUAAAACAAGUAUAAUUGUCCACAGAAAGAAAACACCAUCAACCUGCACAAUUAACAACUCAUUCAGAGAAGCCUAUUUUAACUUACGGAACGACGAGGAGGACUUUGAUUCUGCCAUCAAACGAUCUCGACGAGACACACCGGUUCAUGGUCGACUCGGCGUACCAGUCAAAAGUACAUGGCGUUCAACUUCGGAACUACUACGAGAAGACACUGUAGAGGAGAAUGCAUACCUUGGAAUACCGAGAACGAGGCUGAGAAGUGAAUCAUUGAUGCCGGCAACAAGUCUCUGCGGAAGUAACGAUGCACUGUUACUGAUACCCAAUAAAAACGAAGAGGAAGAAGAUCUGAACUAUAUUCAGCAAUAUAACCCAAUAAAAACUGGAGUGUCAGAGAGAAACAACUCAUUUCCGAAUGAAACUGUUUUAAAAAGUAGGAGGAAAACAGUUACUUUCGGAAUACCCUUGACGUUUGGAAAAUCACGUAAAGAGAGAUGUUUAUCCCUUUCUGGAAUAGACGGUAAUUUCAUGGGACUUAUAUGAAAAACAGAAUACGCAAUGCCUGUUGCCGACUACUUAUGCCAGUUGCUGAAUAUGUAUUGCCAAGUGCAACGAGUUUAAUGAUAUUUAUUGUUUUUUUAUUUAUUUAUUGUAUUAUUAGAUUCACUACAUUUAGAAAUCGAAAUACCAUUGAAAUUCAGAAAAAAAAUCCAUUCAGCAUUACACUCAAAGCAAGGUUUUCUCUGUCAGAAUUAGUUUUUAUUACAGAAUGAGACGUUUUGUAUUCCGGGUUUCAAGUGAUAGUUGUCUGGUUGUGUCAUAUGAAUUAUACAGUUAAGGAUAUUAUUCCUCAAUUCAUAUUAGAUUUAAAUUUAAGAAAUUAGAUAUCCAUAUACAUCUUUUAAAAUGGGUCAAUAUGCGCAAUUCAUUUCGGGUAUGCGGCAAUAGUAGCCGUUUCUUCCCUUUCUCAGUCUAUAUCGAAAACAUGGAUAUGAACGGUUGCACUUUUUGAAGCUGGUACAUUGUAUUUGUCCAGUAGGUAAAUUUGCAGGUACAAUGUACGAAGUAUACUUGUAAUUGAAUAUUUCACAAAUACAUAACUCCAGAAAGACCGAUGGAAUGCGGCUUUCUGAGACGGAUUUAGGGGAGGGGCCCAGGGGGCCCGGGCCCCCCCCCCUUUUUUGGGGAAAAAUUUGGUUGCUUAUAUAGGGAAUCACUGAAGCGUGACUGGAGCGGGCCCCCUCUUAGGUUAGUCAGUGGGCCCCCACUUUUGAAAAUUCCUGGAUCCGCCACUGGCUUUAAGAAAAAAUAUCCACAUGUUUGCACAAUUCAAUUUCUGAAUAUUCAGUUCUAAAGAAAAAUUUUCAUAACUCCAAAAAAUGUGUACACGCGUUAUA